UCAGCUGACGGCAGCAGCCAGAUGAUGAUGGCAGACCCUGGAAGUAACGAAGAAGUAGCUGUGAUCGGUAACACCGACAUCACCUCAACGGAAUUAGAGAAUAACAUCAUAAACACGAUGGUGGAAAGAGGAACAGCUCUGUUGAGAAAAAUGGAGAUAAAUGUGGCAGAGGCUGAGAAGAGAACAGGGAAGAACACCGUAAACAUACAGGAAACCUAUACUGUCUACCUCAUAGAAACACGGCCAGCUGAAGCCGUCCCAGAUGGAGGUACGCCAGCCACACCUGACACUUUGUGGAGACGCUACAGUGAGUUUGAGCUGCUCAGAACAUACCUCCUGAUCACCUACCCCUACAUCAUAAUCCCUCCACUACCAGAGAAAAGGGCAGAGUUUCAGUGGCACAAGCUGUCAGCAGACAACCUUGACCCAGACUUUGUCGAGCGACGGAGAGUCGGCCUGGAAAACUUCCUGUUGCGUGUUGCAUCACACCCUGUCCUUUCCAAUGACAAGAUCUUCUUCCUCUUUCUUACAGAGGAGAAGGGAUGGAGGGAGGCGGUUUUGGAGACUGGUUUCCAAGACAAGGUUGACUCCAGACUAAAGUCCCUGAAUGCCAUGUUCAGAGUCAAGAACCCUGACAAGCGAUUCACAGCGCUGAAACAGUACAGUGAUGAACUGAACAAUGUCAUCUCUCAACUUCUCAGGGUGCGAGCGAGAGUGGCAGACAGGCUGUAUGGAGUUUAUAAGGUCCACGGUAACUAUGGGAGAGUCUUCAGUGAGUGGAGUGCUAUAGAGAAAGAGAUGGGAGAUGGACUACAGAGUGCUGGCCACCACAUGGACACAUAUGCUGCAUCAAUAGAUGACAUUCUGGAGGAGGAAGAGCACUAUGCAGAUCAACUGAAAGAAUACCUCUUUUACACUGAGGCUGUCCGGUCAGUAUGUAGGAAACAUGAGUUGAUCCAGUAUGAGUUGGAAAUCGCAGCUCAGGACCUUGCAUAUAAGAAACAGCAGAAAGAAGAGCUGGUGACCGGGACGGUGCGUGUUUUUUCGCUGAAGGGGAUGACCAGUAAAUUAUUUGGCCAGGAGAGUCCCGAGCAAAGGGAGAGCAGGAUGGCAGCCCUGGAGCAGAGUAUCCAGGAAGGGGAGGAAAUGGUCAAGGAUAAGAACAAAGAAUGCCAAGAGUUUGUGCGAACAGCCUGGGAAGACAUUGAACGUUUUAAGGAGCAAAAGGACAAAGAUUUGCGCGAAGCACUAAUCAGCUAUGCCAUUAUGCAGAUCAGCAUGUGUAAGAAGGGAAUCCAGGUGUGGUCCAAUGCCAAGGAGUGUUUCAACAAAAUGUGAGCCACUGUCCAGCCAAUCGCUCUCUGCACCAAAAGUCAGUCAGAUUGUUCAGACUGGGAGCAUCAUUCAAUCGUUAUGGAGAUGGACCAUGGGAUCACAAAUACUGCCUUCACUUUGUUUGCUACCCUAAAUCGAUGCUACUAAGAAUGAUUGUCUGUCUCACUCUCUCUCUUUCUCUCACAAACAAACAGACGCACUCACUUUUUUGUGAAAAGUCGGAAACAUUUAGUGGAUCCUUCCCUUUUAAAGCCAAGUGUCUUAACAGUACCACUGUCUCUGCUUUCUGCUGACAUUACCUUUUAUACCGCAGAUAAUCCAAUUCCUAAAUGCCUUUUUCUUCCUCAGUUGCACAGCUGACAGCAUGUCCGAGAGGAGUUAUUUGAAAAAAUCAUGCAGUAAUAAUGUACGAUAGUUACAUGCUGGGAGUAGCUGUGUGGUGUAUUUUGCUUUUCUUAUCUCUCACCCUGAAAAUAAGGAAUUUACACCAGAGUGCUACUUAAUAUUAAGUGUUGAGAAGCUGCACAUUUCAGGCAGUGGUUCGAUUGACUCAUUUUAGAGUCAAACUGUCUUUGAUAAAUUGAGACAAACUGUGGUAUGUGCUUUUCUUUUACUUUUAGAGAUUCUUCAAGGACUCUACUUCUAGGUACACAGUAAAUUAACUGCACUUAGAUAUGUGAUAAUACCAACACCAAGCAUACAUUCUGAUAUGACACCAAUGAUCGGCAAUCUGCCAAAGUGUUUAAUUUGCUUCGAUAAUUGGUCUGCCGCCAAUGUGUCUGCGAAGAAUAAAGGUUGAAGAGUUUGGGUAGUGUAGCCAUGUUGGUUACAGCAUAGUUUUUUUCUUCUUGUACUCCUUAAUGGAGGCUUUUUGGAUGACUGGACCAAACAAACAGGGCACUCACACAAACUACCUGAUAUAAGUUAUUAAGACACACUGGUUUUGUUGGGGGGGAUGGGGGGUUAUACCCACCCUGCUCAGUGUCAGUGUGACUCCCCCCAUUCUGGCAUUAAGUAACUGCACUAAAUAAUAGACCUGAGUUCCCAGCAUGCCUUCAAGUCAAAUAUCAACCCAAAUACUGGAGACCUUUAAUUACAUACUGUAUUAUGUUGUAUCUUCACAAUCUGCUUUCUUCAUGGUAACUAUUUAAGCGGCACACGGAUCUGACAUCUGGAAGUUGUGCAGAUUAUUUCCAUUCAACAAAUCUUAAAAAUCUUUUCAGAAUAACCAUUAUCAAUUUAUUUGGAAAAAAAACGCCUAAAUUGAGGCUUUAUGUAUGUUUUUAUAAUAAAUGUGUUAAAUGGGAUAUUGUUUUUUGUUGUUGUUUCUGUAAUCAUUGUGCAAAGACACUAAUAAACAUGUUUCUUUUUAAA
Scomber scombrus (Atlantic mackerel) is the source of this 2709-nucleotide messenger RNA. RefSeq names its product sorting nexin-4-like. The transcript is spliced from 14 exons. The record is from RefSeq and is a predicted model, not a curated record. Bases 22 to 1338 code for a protein of 438 amino acids. Gene Ontology annotation, molecular function: phosphatidylinositol binding. Gene Ontology annotation, biological process: protein transport. NCBI's taxonomy places the organism in Eukaryota, Metazoa, Chordata, Actinopteri, Scombriformes, Scombridae.